Pararge aegeria (speckled wood butterfly) is the source of this 426-nucleotide messenger RNA. Its product is annotated as cuticle protein 64-like. The record is from RefSeq and is a predicted model, not a curated record. Bases 1 to 393 code for a protein of 130 amino acids. NCBI's taxonomy places the organism in Eukaryota, Metazoa, Arthropoda, Insecta, Lepidoptera, Nymphalidae. The transcript is spliced from 3 exons.
AUGAACACCUACAUCACUUUGGCUUGCUUGUUGGCCGUAGCCACGACCGGCCACGGCUCUGCCCUGGGUGUCGGUUGGGGUGGUCUGGGCGGCUAUGGCGGCGUUGGAGGGUGGGACGGACUUGGAGGAUGGGGUGGUUCUGGAGUUUCAAUCAUCAAGGUACCCAUCCUAGCGCCGGCGAUAUCAACUCAAAACCUCAUUAAGGCCGCCCCCAUUCCCAUUGUCAAAAGCGUUGCAGUUUCCCCCAUAAUAACUGCUCCCAUUCUUAAAACCGUCCCCAUCUCUACCGUAGGACUGGGAUCCCUCGGAGGUCUCGGUUGGGGUCUGAACGGAGGAUACGGUUACGGCGGUUUGGGUAGCGGACUUUGGGGCAAAGGCUGGGGCAAAUUGUAAACUCAAUUUCGGACGAAGUAAACCACUACACUA